Messenger RNA from Anopheles funestus (African malaria mosquito), 1134 nucleotides. Its product is annotated as TIP41-like protein. The transcript has 2 exons. Gene Ontology annotation, cellular component: cytosol. Gene Ontology annotation, biological process: TOR signaling. The record is from RefSeq and is a predicted model, not a curated record. Bases 163 to 1032 code for a protein of 289 amino acids. Lineage: Eukaryota; Metazoa; Arthropoda; Insecta; Diptera; Culicidae.
UUGUAAAUGCGUUUUUACCAAACAGCUCUAGGAGCAAUGAUUGCAAAUGUCAACAACACGGGUAGAUAAACGAAAGACGCUGGGAAUUUCUUGUUUACAUCAUUUUCACACAUAAUUUGUAUCAUUACGUUCGUAUCAGAAAUAGUUUUAUCACACUCACUAAUGGCUACCACAGCAGCACAAGCCCCUCCGCAGGUUACCGGAGCAGACGAUCUCGGUCCCGUCCGUUUGCCGGUGGAUAGAGAAACGUAUCAAUUCGACGAUUGGACCAUCGGCUACACUAAAUCCCACAUCCUCAAAAGUGUCUGCAUCAACGGGGAUACUUGUGUGGCCGGCGAACCUGGCUGUUGUGAGCUGUGCGUGUACAACUUUACCCUCGCAUUACCACACCUGCCGGACAUGGUGUUUCACCGGAAUGUGCUACGCAUAAGUCAUUCGUCUGGUGCACAGCUGGAAUUCAAUCCGCUCGAUGCACUAAAGUUUGUGCGCAACGAAAAGCUCGAUCUGAAGGUGGCUUGUUCGGAUGAGUGGCGUGAAAGCCGCCCCGAAGCGGCACAGACGGCGGAUAAAGUGAAACCCUUCGAUUGGACGUUUUCGACUGAAUAUGCGGGCACGGUGAACGAUCGUUUCCGGGUAGAACCGACUGAGCAGCGAAUCGAUAUGUUUAAGCUGAUGCGCAAGGAAGAGAUCCUGUUUUAUCACAACCUGACCUUGUUCGAAGACGAACUGCACGAUCACGGCAUAUCGUUGCUUUCAGUGAAGGUGCGCGUAAUGCCGUCCGGGUUCUACAUUUUAUUGCGUUACUUUCUGCGUGUCGAUAACGUAUUGCUUCGAAGCAACGACACCCGGUUCCACUACGAAAAGGGCAAUGAUUAUGUGCUGAAGGAGUUUACGCACCGCGAAGCAAAGGUGGAACAACUGAAACAUAUUCCACCAGCGCUCUUCACCAAUCCGGACCAUAUCGUGGAUAAACUACCCGUCGUACGAAAAGUGAACGAAAAGCUCACGAUCCUAAAACCGGAACAGGAAUAGGGUGAUCGCCGGUGAUCGAUAGAACGGCCAUGUGAUUUAACAUAUUCAACAUGAAAAAUAAAUUCCUACACGUUUCUCAUGUGUGUGUUCUGUACGAUCAAA